Molecule: messenger RNA, 995 nt
Organism: Manis pentadactyla (Chinese pangolin)
Lineage: Eukaryota; Metazoa; Chordata; Mammalia; Pholidota; Manidae
Gene: INKA1
Product: inka box actin regulator 1
Exons: 2
Coding region: 104-955 (283 amino acids)
Cellular component (GO): nucleus
Molecular function (GO): protein serine/threonine kinase inhibitor activity; protein kinase binding
Source: RefSeq, a predicted model, not a curated record
GGCGCGGCCGCCAGAUGUUGGGGCGGCGGCGGCGGCGGCGGCGGCUGGCGCGCGAGGAGCGCAGGGGUCGGCGGGCCCGGGGCGGCCCCGCAGCGGCGCGGGCAUGCACAGCGGGCGGCCCGGCCGUGUCCUGGGCCCGCUGCGCCGGGAACUGCUGUGUGGCCGGCAGUCAGGCUCACCCCCGAUGCCCGGUCCCCUUCUGCCCCCUGCCAGGCCCUGCCCUGGUGUGCGGCUCAGGCACCGGCUCAGGGCCUCGGAUGCCCUGGAAGAGGACCCCAUCUGCUGCCUGGAGGAAGGGGAGGAAGAAAGUGUGGUGACCGGAGACAGGGCUGUGUCCGUGGGGGUCUCCAGGGAGCAUGCCCUGGACUGGGACUCUGGCUUCUCGGAAGUGUCAGGGAGCACGUGGAGAGAGGAAGAGGUGCCCGUUGCCCAGCACCCAACGCCCCCAGCGUGGGCCCCUCACAGACAGCGCCUCUCAACCAGUGGCAUCCCUCUGGCCGGUGGGGCCCCUGUGGCCAGUGCACCACCUGCCCACCGACCACGGCCAAAGUCCACCCCGGAUGCCUGCCUGGAGCACUGGCAAGGGCUCGAAGCUGAGGACUGGACAGCAGCCCUGCUGAGCAGAGGUCGCAGUCGCCAGCCCCUGGUGCUGGGGGACAAUUGCUUUGCUGACUUGGUGCACAACUGGAUGGAGCUGCCCGAGGCAGCCGUUGAGGGGGACGGAGGGGGAGGGCCCCGUGCCCGUGCUCGCCCCCCCCAGUUCUUGCUUGGCCUCUCAGAGCAGCUGCGACGCCAGCUGGCCAGGGCGCGCCGGGCAGCUAUGGUGGGAAAGCGGCUGUCAUGCCCCCCUCGCCCAGAACCCGAACUGCCUGCGGACAUCUCCCGCUUUGCAGCCCUCCUGAGCUGCCGCAGCCGCCAGCCGGUCAUCUGCAGUGAUGUUGCCAGCUACCUCUGACCCUGCCCUCCAGCCGGGACAAUAAAGGCCUUGCUCUGGA